Molecule: messenger RNA, 2235 nt
Organism: Aphidius gifuensis
Lineage: Eukaryota; Metazoa; Arthropoda; Insecta; Hymenoptera; Braconidae
Gene: Amt
Product: putative ammonium transporter 3
Exons: 5
Coding region: 107-1645 (512 amino acids)
Biological process (GO): ammonium homeostasis; ammonium transmembrane transport
Cellular component (GO): membrane
Molecular function (GO): ammonium channel activity
Source: RefSeq, a predicted model, not a curated record
AUUUAAAUAUUUGAUUGUUUAUGUUUUUACUGUUUAAUGUCAGUCUUAUUUUGUUACUCUUCAAUGUUUCACUAGGUAUUUUUAAACAAUAUAAAAAUAAAAAGUUAUGACAAAUGAAAAUACAACUAGUAGUAGAUAUAUACCGAUAUUAUUUCAAAUUGGCAAAGAAGACAGUAUUUGGAUUGUUUCAAGUUCAUUUAUUAUAUUUACAAUGCAAACGGGUUUUGGGAUGUUAGAAUCAGGGUGUGUAUCAAUUAAAAAUGAAGUUAAUAUAAUGAUGAAAAAUGUUGUUGAUAUAUCGCUCGGUGGCAUAACUUAUUGGGCCUUUGGUUUUGGCAUGAGCUUUGGUUUCGAUAAACCAACAAAUUCAUUUAUCGGUACAAGUGGUUAUUUAAUUGAUCCAUAUAUUUAUGAUGAUUUAAUGGGUCCAAUUUGUGCUGCAUUUUUAUUUCAAUUAUCAUUUUGUACAACAAGUACAACAAUUGUAAGUGGUGCAUUAGCUGAAAGAUGUAAUUUUAAAGCAUAUUGUUUAUUUUCAUCUUUAAAUACUAUUGUUUAUUGUAUUCCUGCGGGUUGGAUGUGGGGUGAUCAUGGAUUUUUAAAACAUUUGGGAGCUGUUGACAUUGCUGGAUCAGGUGUUGUACAUGUAGUUGGUGGUUUUUCUGCUCUAGCAUGUGCAGUGAUGCUGGGUCCUCGUUUAGGAAGAUAUGAUAAUGGAUUUGAUCCACUUCCACUUGGAAAUCCUGUUAAUGCAAUAUUAGGAUUAUUUGUACUUUGGUGGGGUUGGUUGGCAUUUAACAGUGGUUCAACAUAUGGUGUAAAUGAAGAUAAAUGGAAAUUUGCGGCUAGAGCUGCUGUUUCAACAGUAAUGGCGAGCAUGGGCGGUGGUAUUGUUGGACUAAGUUUUAGCCUAACAAAUCCGCAUGGUAUUGACAUUCUCAGUCAAAUAAAUGGUAUUCUUGGCUCUCUCGUUGCUGUAACUGGUGGCUGCUUUUUAUUUCAAGCUUGGGAAGCUGUUGUUGUUGGAAUGAUCGGAGGUUUUAUAACUUGUUUUACAAUGCCAAUCAUUGAUAAAUUUAAAAUUGAUGAUCCAGUUGGUGCUUUUGCUACUCAUGGUGCGUCUGGCAUAUGGGGACUUUUAUCGAUUGGAUUUUUUGCUGAUAAUCCUGGUGCUAUAAAUACAACCAGUGGACGAAGUGGACUUUUCAAAGGUGGUGGAUAUUAUUUACUUGGUAUUCAAAGUUUAGCAGUAUUGACUCUUACUGUAUGGGCAUUUACUUCAUCAGUCAUGUUGUUAUGGUUUGUUAAUUUAAUUAUUCCAAUAAGAAUGGCUGAACAUGAAGAAUUAAUUGGAGCAGAUCUUUUUGAACACGGUGUCAGACAUAAAACAAUUGGUGUUAGUCGUGCAAUAUCAGCUUUACAACCAUUUCCAAAAGACAAAGCACUUCAAGAAGUACCAGUUGUUGGUAUAAAUACAGGUCAUGAAUCAUACAUAAAAGAAUAUAUAAAAGCAAAAAAAUUAAAUAAUUUAUUUAAAUUAAAAAAUCGUCAAAAAAUAAAACAAAAAAAUUUAAUAAAUUCAAGCAAUCAGGUAUCACCUCAAGCAACAAUUCGAACAAUUUCACAAUCAAAUUGGCUUGAUUAAAAGAAUCAAUAUACUUAUUGGCAUAACUGGUACAUUAAUUUAAACAAUAAAACAACAAAUAAAAAUAACUGCAUUGAUCUAGUGGAAUGUUUACGAAGAUGUAUUGAGUAUUUAUUAAUUUACUUUCAAUAAAUAAAUGCACUUUAAAUAAGUGUUUCUUGCAUAAAUACAUAAUUAUUAUUAUCAUUAUUGCUAUUACUAAAUAAAUUUGUUUUUUUUUCCUCAUAAUUUUAUAGAGGAAAAAAAAAUAGAAAUUUCAUUGGUAAAAUCCACUGAAAUUGUACUGGUUUCUUGUUUUUUUUUUUUUUUUCUAGUUACUCACGGACGAAUUGCAAUGGACGUGUUAAUAAUCAUUGUCAAAACGAGGAACUCAAGAUUGCCAUUAUUACUUUCUAUAUAUACAUAAUAAAUUAAUUAUCUCACACAAUUAUUAAUAUAAGAAAAAAAUCAUCUACAAAUAAAAUAAAAAAUAAUAAAUAAUAAAAAAAAAAAAAUUAAAUAUCGAUAUGUUUCUAGACUAUUCAACUAUUUUGACUAUUUAAUUAAAUAACUUAUUAUUAUUGAAUAAUUAAUAUUAAAUUCAUAAUUAU